AUUAUUACAAUCAUGUCUGGAUUAGCAAAUUAUCAGAAAGAGUUCAUCACGACUUGUUUGUCUAACAAGAUCUUAAAAUUCGGCACUUUCACACUCAAGAGUGGCAGAACAUCACCUUACUUCUUCAACGCAGGCGAUUUAUCGACUGGUGAACUCGUCCUUAUGACGGCGAGAGCCUACGCAGAGGCAAUCCUCGCCAGCGGCGUUAAGUUUGACAUGUUAUUCGGUCCUGCAUACAAGGGAAUACCAUUAGUUGCAGCCACUGCGCUUAUCUUGCAAUCUGAACAUAAGAUUAACGUACCAUUUGCAUUUGACAGAAAAGAGGCUAAAACACACGGUGAAGGUGGUAACAUAAUUGGUGCACCAUUCAAAGGAAAAGUUUUAGUUUUAGACGAUGUUAUCACAGGUGGUACAUCGAUCAGACACUCGAUAAACCUUAUCAAGAAUGCAGGCGAACAGGCAGAAUUCGCUGGUGUUGUCGUCAGUGUCGAUAGACAAGAGAAGGGUCAAGGUGAAAAGUCAGCCAUUCAGGAAGUUGAGUCGGAAUACGGUGUUAAUGUCUUUAGCGUCAUCGGUAUGACAGAUAUUAUCAAAUAUCUCGAGACUACUCAAGCGGAUCAAGCAUUAAUUGAUCAAAUGCUUAAAUACAGGGAAACUUAUGGUUGUUAAGUAGAUUUUUUAUUAAUAAUUUCUUUAUUUGGAAGGUAUACUUUAGUUUGAAAUUUGAGAUUCCAGCUGUCAUUUAGCGUCAUGAGAGGAUUAUUAUACAAAGCAGCUGUUAUAGCUUUCAGCACCACAGCCACAGCCAUCACCAAGGAGCAAUUAGAAGAUAUUGCGCCAAAGACUUCGAGCUGCACUGAUGCCAAAUAUGCAGACGAGUGUGCAACAAGCGAAGUAGCAGCUGAGCAACUAACUAAGGCCAUUGAAGAGCACAAAUUGAGUGCAAGUGAGAGUGCAGCAGUUAUCGCCUGGCAGUUGAAUGAGUCACUUGAGUACCGCUACAAUAUCAACCAUUUCAGUAAUGGACAAGAAAAGCACAAUCCAGGCCAGGGUUCUCGCUGUAUGGCCAACUCUCAAUUCGUGGCGGCAUACGUCGCUGCACACGAUGAUUUACGUAGUCAAUCGCCUGUUGAGCUUGAAGCCAACGCUACGCCUGCCAGUAUCACCGGAAUGAACAUCAGCGACGAAGACAAGGACAAGAUUUUAGAUCUCGUAUUAGAUGAUGCACACAGCUGGGACGUCGCAUUCUGGUUCUACGACAGCCAAUGUACAGACAGCGUAAAAGAGCAACUCAAGGACGGUGGCCUCGACGCAUUCAUGCAACAAUGCGUGGGUGGACCAACACCGGAGAAAAUAUACAACUAUUAUGAGAAACUAUCAGAUGUACUCUAAAAUCUUUCUUUAUUAUCUACGACCAUUAUGCACUAUCUAUCAACUCGCGGCGGUGACGAGAAAUUGAGCUUUGAGGAUGCUAUCUUACAAGGUCUUGCACCAAAUGGCGGAUUGUACAUUCCAUCCGAGAUUCCUUCUCUACCAGCGAAUUGGGAAGAGAAAUGGAUAAACCUUCCAUUUGAAGAAUUGGCUUAUGAAUUGACAAAGCUGUUUGUCCCAGAGGAUUCCAUCCCAGCCGACGAUCUCAAGGAUUUAAUAAGAAGAUCAUACGCUACAUUUAGACACAGCGAGCGCACCCCUAUCACCCAAGUUGGCAGCAACAGAUUCGUCCUUGAAUUGUUCCAUGGUCCUACCUUCGCUUUCAAGGACGUCGCACUUCAAUUCUUAGGCAAUCUCUUUGAAUACUUCCUCAAGCGUCGCAACGCAAACAAGCAGCCAGGCGACGUCAGAGAGAAGCUAACUAUUGUCGGUGCAACUUCAGGUGAUACUGGAAGUGCAGCCAUCUACGGUGUUAGAGGUAAGGACGAUAUCAGCAUCUUCAUCCUCCAUCCAAAAGGCAGAGUCUCACCUAUCCAGGAAGCCCAGAUGACUACCGUACUCGACAGCAAUGUACACAACUGCGCUGUUGAGGGUACAUUCGACGAUUGCCAAGAUAUCGUCAAGUCAUUGUUCUCCGAUAAGCCAUUUAACGACACACACAAACUCGGUGCAGUAAACUCAAUCAAUUGGGCUAGAAUUCUCUCACAGAUUACCUACUACUUCUACUCCUACUUCCUCGCUAAAAAGCAAACACCUGCCGGAUCAGAAGUUCAAUUCGUCGUCCCAACUGGUAACUUUGGUGAUAUCUUAGCUGGUUUCUAUGCUAAGAAGCUUGGCUUGCCUAGCCAGCCUAUGGUUAUUGCAACAAAUGCAAAUGACAUUCUCACCAGAUUCUGGAGAACUGGUGUAUACGAAAAGUAUGACUCAAACCAACACGUACAAGCGGUCGAAGGUGCCGUCGAAGCUGCACAAGGCAGUAGUGACGGUAAGCAAGCCUUGGCGGUUGUUGGUGGUGUAAAAGCAACACUCUCACCAGCUAUGGAUAUUCUCGUCUCUUCAAAUUUCGAAAGAUUACUCUGGUACAUUGUUUUAGAAUCCAUGACAAAGGGUGACAAAAUAGCUGCCUCUAAGCAAGUAAACAACUGGAUGAAUGAGCUUAAAACCAACGGAAGAUUCAGCGUUCCAGAGGAAGCCCUUGCUGUUGCAAGACGCGAUUUUACAGCGUCAUCAGUCAAUGAUGAACAAACUACCCAAACAAUUAAACAAUAUUUCUCUCAACCAGAGCCAGGCUUCAAGAGCUACACAGUCGAUCCACACACAGCUGUUGGUUUGAAAGCAUCAAGUGAUGUCAAGAACGAGAGCAACGUCUACCAAAUUUGCCUUGCAACAGCUCAUGCGGCAAAGUUCUCAGAAGCCGUCGAGAAUGCACUCAAAGAUGAGGCUUCCUUCAACUUCGAAAGAGAUGUCUUGCCUACAGAAUUCCACGGUUUGAUGGACAAGCAAAGAAGAGUCAUUGAUAUCGAAGGUAUCGAUCCAGAACUCACGAAGAGGGUAGUUGAAUCAAAAGCUGUGAAAGAGGCUACUCAUGGUAAUGUAGGUAUUUAGAAAUGUCAUUUUACUGGGUUUUUUGUAAAAAAAGAAUAAAAUAGAAUUGUU
This is a messenger RNA of Wallemia mellicola CBS 633.66, 3087 nucleotides long. RefSeq names its product threonine synthase. The transcript has 4 exons. The coding region runs from base 1420 to 3036 and encodes 538 amino acids. Gene Ontology annotation, biological process: L-threonine biosynthetic process. Gene Ontology annotation, molecular function: threonine synthase activity; pyridoxal phosphate binding. Lineage: Eukaryota; Fungi; Basidiomycota; Wallemiomycetes; Wallemiales; Wallemiaceae. The record is from RefSeq and is a predicted model, not a curated record.